GCUUCUUUACAGUUUCCCAUCAGCUGCUUCACGCACUCGUUUCAAGACUGUAAGCAAUCGAUUCACUUUGUCUUACAGCGAGAGAGUUUUGAUGUGAUUGAAAUUGAAUUUGCUAAUUAAACCCGAUUGUCUUUCUUUUGCUUCCAGAGGUUAAGCCAUGAAUUCUCUCAUAACUCUGUGUUGUGUGGCCCUGGCUGCUUUCGUGGUGGUGGAAAGCAGACUUACCCACAGGACCUUUAGACUGCCCAUCGACAACCUGCAUAUUCUAAGGGAAGAUCAACUGGACAAAAUCCUGAACGUAAGGAAUGGAAGAGGCGUAGGCAGAUUUCACCGAGACUGCUUCGCCGAGAGCCGCUCUGGAGACAUGAAGAGCGGUCUCUACACCAUCAAGCCAAAAGGUUACAGGAUGAUCGUGGUCUACUGUGAAAUGGAACUCGCUGGUGGUGGAUGGACCGUGGUGCAGAAGAACACAAAGGGCACCGACGUGUCUUGGGCAGAAGAUUGGUCUUCCUACAGGCAUGGUUUUGGUGAUGCUGAAAACGAUCAUUGGCUGGGAAACGAGCAUGUCCACUAUAUCACCAAGCAAUCCCAAUACCAGCUGAAAUUCAUCCUGACAGACAGCAAGAACAAACAAAUCGAAAUCAAUUACAGAGACUUUAAAAUAGGCUCCCAAAAGGAUAGCUACCCACUGCGGCUCGGCACCAUUUACAACAGUUCAGUCACCUUUGACCAUCUGACCGAAACGGACGCCUCGGGAAUUCACGAUAACAUGCCCUUUUCGACCGUAGACAAAGAGAACAAUAAAGCGAACUGCGCAACCCAAUUUGGAGGGGGCUGGUGGUUUGAUCAUUGCAGGUCCGUAAUGGUCAACAGCAAAGAGAAUAUUUACUGGGAUGGUCUGUGCGACGGUGGUUGCAAAUCUGUGGUUAUGCUUAUCAGACCCAGCACUGAUAACUGCCCACAUAUUAGUUACGAAAACGCACGUAACUUUUAAACCUUAAACACUUUUGGCACCAACAGUUGAAUGUUGCUGAUUACAUGAAAACUGGCUGCAUCCCAAAGUGUACGUCGAAUUCUUGAUUUCUGUCAAUCAUAGGAAACCUUGUAUGGCUUCUGCCGAUUUGUAGAAUAGUAAUAAACUGAUCAAAACC
This is a messenger RNA of Callorhinchus milii (elephant shark), 1151 nucleotides long. RefSeq names its product ryncolin-1-like. NCBI's taxonomy places the organism in Eukaryota, Metazoa, Chordata, Chondrichthyes, Chimaeriformes, Callorhinchidae. The record is from RefSeq and is marked provisional.